AUGAUAAAUUGCACUUUUCAUUCAAUAAAACAAAAAAAAAAGAACAAAGAAAAUGAAUUAGACUAUAUAAUAAAAGAAACCCUAGAUAAUUAUAAAAAUAGAAAUUGCAAUAAUUUAGAUAUAAAAGAAAAUAUAAAGAAAUUAGAAAAUUUAGAGAACAAUUUCAUAUAUGAAAACUUAAGUAGAAUUAAAAAUAAUGAUAUAAACAAAAAUAGUUUUAUAUAUGACAAUGAGAAAGAAAAAAAAGAAUAUUUUAAUUUGCAAAUUCCGAAACAUUUGUUGAAAGAUAACAUUAUAGUUAAGUUAAAAUAUUUUAUAAAUGAGUAUAUAUAUGAUGAAAAAGAAAAAAAAGUUAAUGAAAUUUUAAAUUCUAAAAAUAAAAAACAAUUACUAAAAAAAUAUAUAUAUGAAUUAAAAAAAAACAAUUUCUAUAUUUUAGAAAAUUUAUAUUUCUUUUUUAGUAUUGAUAAUAAUUAUAAUGAUUAUGCUUUAAAAAAAAUAUUCCAUAAUUUGCUAUUAGUUUUUGAUAAAAAUGAAGAAAAAAAUAUUUUUCUUGUUUUAUAUUUCUUUUUAAUUUUAUUAAAUGAAAAUAAUAUUAAUAAAUAUUUUACUUAUAUAAUUGAUUGCUUACAUAAAAUUUUAAAUGCCGAUCAGUCUACACUACAAAUUGAUGAAAAAGAUGAAAAUAUGAAAUUGUAUGAUCAUAAACCUAUGAUUCUUAAAAAUUAUUUUAUAAAUGAAAAUGGAAGAUAUUUUAUAUUUCUAUAUUUUUAUUUUCUUACAUUUAUUAUUUCUAGACAGCAAUUUAUGAACUAUUGUGACAAAAUAAUUCGCAUAUGUUUGGUUGGGUUGUUUGAUAAUUCCAGCACCAUUAAUUUUAUAAUGAUGAAUUUAAUUGAAGAAUUAUUAGAAAAGUUUGAUGAUGUUUUUAUAAGUUAUUAUUAUAUAAUUAGUACUUGCUUAUUAAAAUGUUUAUGUAAUAAAUACAGUAAAAUAAAAAUAAAAUGUUUUGACAUAUUAAUUAAGUUAAUUAAAAAUAAUAAUAAUUCAAAAAAUUAUAAAAUAAUAGAAAUGCUUAUUGGAUAUAAAGAUCCUAAUAUUAUUCCGAUAAAAAGUUUUUAUGAUAGUAACUACAUCAAUAUAAACUAUUUAUGUAUUUUAUUUAAUGAUAAGAAUGUAAAAGUGAAAUUUCAUUUUUACUCUUUUUUAUUUAUUAUCUUAUAUGAUUUUGUUGAUUCUAAUGAUUUUAUAGCCUUUUUAUUACCAUAUUUAUUUUCUGGCUGUUUUGAUAAUUAUAAAAUAUUUAGGAUAAUAUGUUUCUUAUAUCUUCAACUACUAUCAAAAAAAAAACAAUCAGAUUUAAAUAAUGAUGUAAAAGAAGAAAUUAUUUAUGAACUUUAUCCUGAAUGGUCAUAUAAAACUUCUUUUACUUUACCUUUGCCACUUACAAAGUUUUAUUUCAAUUUUCAUCAUAGCAACUUUUUAAUUAAAGAAAAUAUGUAUAAAAUUAGUAUUUUUUAUAAUAAAAAAGACAUGCAAGAAGAGAAUAACAAAAAGGAAAGUGUAAACCUAAAGAUAAAUGAAAAUAAAGAAAAAAAGAUAGAAAAUGGGAUAAACGAAAAAGAUGAAGAUAAAAAAGAAAAAUAUAAUUUUAAAGAAAUAUACGAUGAUAACUAUAAAAAAGAUGAAGAAUAUAGUAGUCAAUAUUAUGAAAAUCUACUACAUAAUUUGAUAGUUAGUAAUGAUAAUAUUUCAAGAAUAUUGAAAGAAAAUAAAAUAAAUUAUAUCGAUGUAACAAAUAAUGAAUAUAAUAAAGAAUGUAAAAAAUUGUCUUCUACACUUUUAAAUAUCUAUUUUAAAUAUUUAUAUAAGAAAAAAGAUGAAACCACUAAAUACGAAAAUUUAGAAUCUAGUAAAAUAAUAUUGCUAAUAUUUUAUUUUAUAGAAGAAAGCAUAACUGAACAUAUUCCUUCAUUCAUUUCAUAUUUAAUUCACUCAUUUGAAAAAAAAUUAGAUGAAGAAUUGUGGUGUAUUUAUAUAAAUUGUUUAUACCUAAUAGGUUCUUAUGUUAAUCCUUUUAAUUAUUAUUUCUUUCUUGAAAAAUAUAUGAAAAACAAAAAAGAGAAAAAUAUUACAAUAACUUGUUUAUAUAUAACAAACAUUAUAUUUACAGGAACUAUAGAAACAUAUAAAGAUAUUAAAUAUAAAAAAGGAAUUGAAAACAAAAUACAUGAUAACUUCAUAGAUGUUAUAAAAAAAAUAACUUCCUUAUUUUUUUUUAUUUUAAAUGGUGAAGAAUAUUUAGAAAAGUAUAUUCUCAUACUACAAAUAAUUUAUACUAUAAUUAACAAUGAAUGUGUAUACCUAAGAUUAGAAGAAAUAGAUAUAAUAUAUUUAAUAAUAUUGUUAUUUAUUAUUUUUAAGAAAACAAAUAAAAUUAGAGAGAUAAUAAAAAAAGAAAAAGAUAUGAUAUGCAUAACUAAAAAUUGCUAUAUUUCAUUGGAUAUAUUUAGUCUUCAUUUUUAUAUAAACAAAAUAAAGAAAUUAAAAAAUUUUGAAAGUCUGGAUUUUAAUAAAGAGGAUAUAAAUGUUAAAAUAAAUCCAAAUAUAAUAUAUGAAUUAUUUAAGCUUUCUGAUGAUAACAUCAACCAACAAAAAUUAAUCUUAGAACUACUAUCAGAUGAACUUUUAUACAACACAAAAUUUGUUUAUUUCUUAAUUCAAUUUAUAAUUAAAAGACAAACUUUUUUUUAUGAUAAAAAUUUUUGUAUUUUUUUAUCUAAUGUUAUUAUUAAAAUUUUAAAUCUAAAUCAAAAAAAAAAAAAUAUAACGAAAAUAAUAUUAUAUAAUGAAAGUUUAGAUUUAAAUGAUAUCUAUCAAGAGACAAAAAAGAAAAAGAAAAAUAAAAUAAAUCACGUAUUUUUAAAAUAUGCAUCUACUAUUUUCUUAUUAUUUAUAUUAAGAAAUAUAAAUAUUUAUGAAAAUUUUAGUAAUAUUAUUGAGACCUGUAAAAUAUUAUUUCAUAUUUUGAUUCAAGUAAAAAAUCCAUAUUCCUUUUUAUUUUUUAUUAAACAUACCAAUCUUGUAAAUAAAUUGUACGAUAUAAUGGAGUGUAGAGAAAUAAAAAGUAUUUAUUUUUGUAAAUAUAUAAAUAAUGAUAUUUUUUUAAAUUAUGAAAAAUAUAUUAAUAAUGAUGGAGAUUUUAGGUAUUUAGAUAAUAUAAACAUAAAGCACAAAAUAAAUAUUAAAAAAAAAGUAAAUGAUGAAAUAAAUAUUAUAUUUUAUCUUUUAAGUUGUUGUAUUUAUUUAAUAUAUUACAAAUCAUUGUGGUGUUUAUCUAUGUUACUAAAACAAAAUAAAGAAAAUAUAGAACUAAAAAUAAAUGAAAUUUUUAAUAAAUUUUUUGAAAACACACAAAAAAGACUUUUAAAUGUAUUAAAAAUUAGUGAGAAUAAUGAUUACUAUUUUUCCAAUUCAUAUAAUUUAACAAUUAAGGAUAUACUAAAGAAUAAAGAUUUCUCAGAAUUGUUUUUGAUUAGAAAUAAAAUAUUAAAUUCAACUGAUUAUAAUAAUCUUAUUUUAAAUAUUCACAUUUAUUUUAGAUAUUCAAAUAAUUUUUUACAAAGUGUCAACAUAUUUCUUUUAAACCCAAUUGUACUUAAUUAUUUUUAUGAAGUGGAUAAAAAAUAUUCUCUAUCUUUUAAUUAUGACACAUCUUCAAAUAAGGAUUUAGAAUCAACUGAAAAUAAAAAUGAAUGCCAAUCUGAAGAUAAAAACGAGAUAUAUAAUUUAAUAGAAAAGAUGGAAACUUUUUUUGAUUCAGAUAAGUUCGAUGAUAUUAUGUGUGUUAAGUAUGAUCAUACGAAUUUGUCAAAUUACUUUAAAAAUCAUGACUUAGUUUCAUUUUUACUAAAGCAUGACAUAUAUCAUAUUCCUUUUAGAUUAUUAGAAAAAAAUUCAGUUGUUGUAUUAUUAUAUAGUUGCUUAUUGUUUUUUAUUGAUAAUUUUUUUAUAUUUGAAGUACAGGAAAUUGAGAAUUUCACAUUAUCAAUGUUCAAUAUAGGAAUAUCUGAUAGUUUUUUUUUAAAUAGAGAGAAACAUAUUAGUGAUCAAAUAACUACAAUAUUUAAUCUUCUUAUUUUAUUAUAUUUAGAAAAUGAGGAUAUCUUAAGAGGUUCUAUAAUUAAGAAGGAGUAUUGUAAUAACUUCAAAUUAACUAAUGAUUUUGAUAAUAAUACAUGUAUAAAAAUUUUUAAUAAUCUCUUAAUUAACUUUGAAAAUAAAAAUAUGAAUCAAGAAUCCCUCUCUGAAAGCUUGAAUUUUUUCCUUUAUAUUUUAAGCAUUAAUUAUAAAGAUACUUUAAUGAAUUUAAAAGAUGUAUAUACAAGAACAAAACAUGUUAAAAGAUUAGAAGUUUGUAACCAUAUAAUUAAUACUUUUUUAUAA
Molecule: messenger RNA, 4446 nt
Organism: Plasmodium gallinaceum
Lineage: Eukaryota; Apicomplexa; Aconoidasida; Haemosporida; Plasmodiidae
Product: conserved Plasmodium protein, unknown function
Exons: 8
Coding region: 1-4446 (1481 amino acids)
Source: RefSeq, a predicted model, not a curated record